Messenger RNA from Rosa chinensis, 381 nucleotides. RefSeq names its product transcription factor MYC2-like. NCBI's taxonomy places the organism in Eukaryota, Viridiplantae, Streptophyta, Magnoliopsida, Rosales, Rosaceae. The record is from RefSeq and is a predicted model, not a curated record. Gene Ontology annotation, molecular function: transcription cis-regulatory region binding; DNA-binding transcription factor activity. Gene Ontology annotation, biological process: regulation of DNA-templated transcription. The coding region runs from base 1 to 381 and encodes 126 amino acids. Gene Ontology annotation, cellular component: nucleus. The transcript has a single exon.
AUGGGUUCCUCCGGUUUGAUCAGAGAGAACUGGGGGUUGAUCCAGCAAGCCAAGUCGUUGUUCUGGUCGGAUCAGCCCGACUCAGAAACAAGACCGCUCGAGUUCAUCAACCGGAACUUCUCCAUUUUUGACAUCGACAUCAUUGCCGGCGUGCAGGAAGAGGAUCACAGCUCAUACAAUGACGACAAGAAACAUGUUUUUGGUUCUAGCAAGAAGAAGCAAGGAGCUCCGAACCCAAACCCAGACUUCGCAGAUUCCGACUGCCAGAUUAAAACAUCGCCGAAGAAAAGGGGUCGGAAACCCGGGCUGGGCAGAGGCACUCCGCUCAACCACGUGGAGGCGGAGCGGCAGCGGCGGGAGAAGCUCACCUCGCAAGGGUGA